Molecule: messenger RNA, 1549 nt
Organism: Myxocyprinus asiaticus (Chinese sucker)
Lineage: Eukaryota; Metazoa; Chordata; Actinopteri; Cypriniformes; Catostomidae
Product: glycophorin-C-like
Exons: 6
Coding region: 264-611 (115 amino acids)
Source: RefSeq, a predicted model, not a curated record
AAGAAUACAAGUUCACAAGCCCCAUAUCUGAAAAACACCAGAGAGAGGGAGACACGCAGAAAGACAGGCAGAUAAAGAAAAGGUGAGACAUUCAGCCGUGAGCACUGUCAAACUCAAGAUAACUACCACAAACUUUAUCAAAGUUUCAGUGAGUGGACAUCAGCCAACUAAACAAGACAACCAACUACAAGACAACCUGCUGCAGUCUGCCUGGCAGGCUUAUGCAGGAGCCUUAACCGUUGGACAAUACUCAGAUUUCAGUCAUGGCCAAUUUCAGUCAUGCCCCUACACCUGGGCCAGUAGACGCAAACAGCGAGAUUCCGAUACAGCCAUCAAACAACGAUACCUUGAAUAAUGUCACAGACACCACAGAGGGCCAACUGAUCGAAAUGGCUCCUGCCAUCUUUGAAUCUGUGGAUAGCAUUUUGUUGGGAGUCUCAUUAUUAGCUGUUGCUGUGGUGUUACUGCUAUUGUUGCUGGUGGUUCUUCGGUAUAUAGCUCAUCAGAAGGGCACCUACUACACCCAUGAAGAAGCUUUAGCACUCAAGAGUGACCCAGAGGUACAGGAGGUCCAGAACAUGCCAGAGGAACCAGAAGAAGAGGAGCAGUAGUAUCUUCUGGUGAGACGCGUUGGGGGACGUUUCCUGUGCGAAGGGUAUAUCUGCAACAAAAGGAUCUGCUGUGCUUCUUCUUCCUCUUCGCUUUCAAAUCACAUACGUCAUUUCCAACAGAUGUCCUUUUCUGACUUUAAACCCAAUCACUCCAAAACUGAAAUAGAUUCCAGUGCAGAGAUGCACACUUCCAACAUAUUUUACUUUCGUGCCUCGUAGAAUACUCCAAUGUGAACAAAGUUAAAUGUUUUUUUAAAGGGAUAGUUCAACCAAAAAUGUUAAAUCUUCAUCAUUUACUAAUUUACUCAUCCUCAUGUUGUUCCAAACCCAUAUGACUUACUUUCUUCUGUGAAACACAAAGAGAUGUUCGGCAGAAUGAAAUCCUCAGUCACCACUCAGUUUUGUUGUAUUUUUUUUUUCUUUUUUUUUUUUUCAUACAAUAAAAGUGAAUGGUGACUGAGGCUAACAUUCUGCUUAACAUCUCAUUUUGGGUUUGGAACAACAUUAGGGUGAGUAAAUGAUAAUAGAAUUUUCAUUUUUGGAUGAAUUAUCCAUUUAAUAUACUGUAACUUUUACCUUUGUCCAAUAUUAAAUUGUUGUUGUUGAUUUUUUUUUUUUUUUUUUUUUUUAAGUUUAGCACUUUUUUUUUUUUUUUUAAAUGUGUGUUUCGGAAUGUGAUGUACUUUUAUACCUUGUAACAUUUUUACCAAAGUUUACAUGGUUUGUUUACAGUGAAAGUCUAUUAUAUCUUUUCAAGUAUAAUAUUAUAUAUUAUAUGCAGUAUAUAUUUUCUUUUCAGCUUUAACUUUGAAAAGUGAGAGACACUUGAUAAAUGAUCUUUCAAAAGAAAAGUUUUGCAUGCUUUUACUGACAAUCGCUUUAAACAGACAUAAAUGGAAUUACAUUAUAACAUGAUGGAAUGAUUUAUAUAUAUAUAU